Molecule: messenger RNA, 1569 nt
Organism: Trypanosoma grayi
Lineage: Eukaryota; Euglenozoa; Kinetoplastea; Trypanosomatida; Trypanosomatidae
Exons: 1
Coding region: 1-1569 (522 amino acids)
Source: RefSeq, a predicted model, not a curated record
AUGAAGAGUCGCCGUCGUCGCGAACCCAUCCAUGCAGAGGCCCCAUACGCCUACGCGCUCUAUGGCAAUGUCGAUAUCAAUGAUGAGGAGCUGUUGAACUUUACUGGUGAGAAGAGACCAUCGCGGAACAGUGAGAUUGUGGAGUUCCUCCGCAACAAGAGCUUUGCGCGGGGCCGAGACGCCUCAGCACGACGCUCGCCGUACCUUAGGUUCCAGCAGGCCAAGGACGCGGAGACCACGGUGGGAUCAGAGUCCCUCAGGAGCGGAAGCUUUGCCCAGGUCGAGGACGCGGCGCAGCAUGUGUGGUUCAUCUCACAGCGGUAUGGCGGCGCCACGCCGUUCGCCCGCAACUUCAUCAGCGCCAGUCAGUUCCUGCAGUACGCCGCGCACCACGAGCUUGAGUUCCCGAGUGCAGGGCAGAGUACAACAGCAGCAACAGUAGUGGCAGAAGCAGAGGCAGCAGCAGCGGCCCCCUGCGGGGCGGCGAAGUGGCUGGACAUUCAGACGACGAACAAGGACCUCAUCGCCGACAUCCUUGCACGCUUCCCAGUGGCACAGGACACAAUUGACCACUGCCGCUACAUUGACGGCAUGGAUCGCCUCAUUGCAUACUCAGGGCUUGGCUACUUCUUCUUCAACCUGGCCUGCACGCCCAGCCUGCCUGACGCUGAUACGCGGGGUAGGUACCAGACAAAAAGCGUCAUGCAGUCCCGUGUCGAGGCGGCGAUGGCCGAUCAGCCACGUUCCUCCACUGCCGCCGCAGUCCCAGUUGCGGUUAUCGUCUUCCCCGACUGGAUCAUCACAGUGCAUGAAAAGCCGUUCCACGAGCUCGGGGACCUUCUCAAGUUCUUGCAUAUCAACUGUUGCGACCACGGCUCCUCAACUGCCGAGCAACGCCCGAUGCAAGUUAUGACGUCUCCGUUCAUCUUCUCCAGCCUGUUCCAGAUUGUCGUGGGGCAUCAGCUCGACAUUGUUUCGCUGACCCUGACGUUGGAUAGGAUGAGCGAUGAUAUCUUCAAGGUGGAGAAGGAGCAGGCGAGGAGGGAUGAGGUGAUACAGCGCAUCACUAAUGUGCGACGCUGCUUUGGCGAGUGCGCUGCCGAGCUGAUGCGACGCGAGCACAUUGUGUCCGUGCUGCUACAGCCACACAUGAUGGACUCGUUUCUCACGCGGGAGAAGGUGGUGUGCCGGCAACUCGAGAGCGCACGUGCACAUCUCCUCCGCCUCAGUGACGAGGUCAACGACUGCCGUGACACUGUGGCUGUGACAAACUGGUACCACAACGUGACACGCACGUGGAACUUGCUGGUGCGUGGCAACAAGGCCCUUCGCCAGACGGUACUGCUGACGGAGCUGACGAACAUUUUGUACCCCGUAAUCACCAUCCAGACUCUGUAUGCUAUGAACGUGCCGGUGCCAUUCGAUAGUGAAGGUGACCCGCCGGUGGAGAACAUGAAGGCUUUCUUCGCGAUGGCGGCGUUCCUCGCGGUCUACAUGCUGCUGUGCUCGAGGACGCUAUACAAGCUGUUCAACCGCAGGCGGUGGUCUACGAAACUCCUGACAGAGUGA